Molecule: messenger RNA, 1964 nt
Organism: Astrephomene gubernaculifera
Lineage: Eukaryota; Viridiplantae; Chlorophyta; Chlorophyceae; Chlamydomonadales; Astrephomenaceae
Source: the annotation of a GenBank genome assembly
CUGAUCAACUACCUAUUGUUAACGGGGCAGCUGUUAAGGACUCUAAGCCUAAGCGACGCGUUGUUGGAGUUGAAGUUAUCCGCCCAUCCCAUUUGCAACCGCGAGCUCCCGUUGGAUAUGUUGUGAAGUGAAGUAGGAUAGCUUUGUAGUUAGGUAGCAUCAGAUUGUCCAGGGCGUCCGAAACACGCAGAAAUGUUGCACGUCAUUUUGGCCGCUGUGGUCCUGCUUGCGGUGAUAUCUGGACUUGCAUACCUUACAAUAAAGACGACAAAGACAGCGAAGAAGGAUGUGGAACAAACUCCGCAAGCGCGUCAACAGGAAGCUGCAGUUCCUGUUAGGCAAGCACCACCGAGGCGACAGGCCGCACUGGAUCGCAUGCGAGAAGGCAUGCGCCAGCGACUAGCGCAGAGGCAAGCAGCCGAGGCGGAGCAAGAGCAUGAGAGGGACGACUCUGACGCGGAGAGCGCCAGCGGCAGCGGUUCUGAAGACGAAGGGGGCCGCCAGCCGCGGCGCCGUGCUGCCGGCCGGCGUGCGGCGCGUCGUGAGGGCGGCGGGGCGCAGCAUCACGGCGAGGGCGAUGAGGAGGGCGAGGGGCGGCCCGCCAGCAAGCGCAGUGCUUACGAGGAGCGGCGGGCCAAGAGGGAUGCGGAGCGGGAGGCCCAGGAGGCGGCGCAGGAGGAGGAGAUGCGGCGGGCGGCUGAGGAGCGGGCUCGGCGGGAGGAGGAGGAGGCGGCGCGGUGGAUGGGGCAGAUCAGCCUGGAGGCGAAGGGGGAGGACGGUGACGAGUCGGGUGCCGCCGCCGCCGACCAGCUGUCCCGGCUGGAGGCCUACGUGCGGGGCCGCAAGACGGUGCCGCUGGAGGAGGCGGCGCUGGAGCUGGGCAUGCGGAGCGCGGAGGCGGUGGAGCGCAUCCGCAGUCUGGAGGCGGCGGGGCGGCUGACGGGCGUCAUGGACGAGCGGGGCAAGUACAUCUACAUCAGCCUGGAGGAGAUGGCCGCGGUGGCGUCCUUCCUGCGGCAGCGGGGCCGGGUGGCCAUCGGCGAGCUGGCGGCCCGCUCGGCGCAGCUGAUCGACCUGGAGCCCCGGCAGGGCGAGGGGGCGGGGGCGGGCGGGGGGGCGGGAGGGGCGGCGGGGCUGGACUUCGACCAGCUGCUGGCGGCGGCGUGAGAGGGAGGGGAGGGGCAUGUGUAUAGGGUUAAUUGCAACGGGCUGUAAGUGUUAUGGUACGGUACGGUAGUAGUAUGGUGGGAGAAGGUCACGAAGGUUAGUGCUGCAUUGUUGUAAGCUGUCUUUGCAGCGAGCAGGCAAUCCAGGCCAGCAACCAGCCGAGAAGGGCGUCCCGCAGAGGGGAGGGGUGAAGGAGCAGGAACGCGGGCUCGCAAUGCGGUUGGAGAAAGGGGAGUCGUGGUUGGAGGUGGUGGGGUGGUGGGGCCGGAAUGUGGUGGUGGCGGCUGCGUAGGUGAGCUGGGUAAGGUGCGGAAGAGGUUGAGGUGGUUGAGGGACGCGGUUCAUGGGUGUGCCUAGGGCGGGCGUCAGCUUGUGUUGCCCUGCGGGUGUUUGCUUGCAUGGCGCUGUGCGGGCAGAAGCGACGGAGCCGAUCAGCAUCCAUGAGAGGACUUGUGUGUGGGGUGUGACCAGCUGACCACCACUCAUUCGGCCUUCGGAAGGCAAAUGUGGUGGAGACCCGCUGUGAAGAUGAGAGGCAUGUCGGCUGCUCGGCGCUGUGCCAGAUUCAAUCAUGAACGUUUGAUUCAUACCAGUAUAGCGUAAACACAAUUGCGUUUGCUGCUAGUAGUUGCGCGGAUGCACCCGCACACGCCGCCUCGAGUGUGGCGCGCCGAAUGAAGUCCCAUUGCAACUGGGAUCAGGGUUAAGGGGCGACUCGACUGGCCUGGUGGUUGGUUAAGCAACGACCUCCAACGUCCUACGUUUCUCUUACCCUACAUAUUGUACAGUGUAUGCAG